AUGUCAGAUUUUGUCCCUCCACCAACAGGUACACAGAUUACCUCUCACAAUCAAUACGACACUGCUGGUCUUUCCUCUUCAGAUCUGCUACCCUCCCCCCUCGCCCUCUUUCAGCGCUGGUUUGAAUCAGCUCAGGGACAGAAUGUACAUGAGCCAGAAGCGAUGCUCCUCUCCACUGUUGCUUCUUCCCCUACAGACGGUACUCCUAGACCUUCGAGUAGGGUAGUGCUGCUCAAGGAGAUCCACCCCAAAGAAGGCCUUACAUUCUACACCAACUACACCAGUCGUAAAGGUCGUGAGCUUCAGCAAAACCCGCACGCAGCCGCCACCUUCUAUUGGCGGGAAACAUCACAGAGUGUACGCUUCUGUGGACGUGUACGAAGAGUUGAAAAGGUGGAAUCGCAGAAGUACUUUGAUUCAAGACCGGUAGGAUCGAGGGUAGGAGCGCAUGCUUCCCCACAGAGCACGAGGGUUGGGUCGAGGGAGGAAUUAGAGGAGAUGGUUAGAGCCAAGGAACACGAGUUGGGUGUACCUGGUGCGGCUGGACUGGAGGGUAAGGAGGCUGGUAAGAAGUGGGAGGACAAGAAGCUAGAGGUUCCAGAGUAUUGGGGAGGCUACAGGAUUGAACCUUAUGAGGUAGAAUUCUGGUGUGGAAGACCGAAUCGAUUGCAUGACAGGUUCAGAUACACUCGCGACGAGAAUUCAAAGAAGUUGGCGGGCGAAGACGAGUGGGUCGUGGAGAGGCUCGCUCCGUAG
This is a messenger RNA of Microstroma glucosiphilum, 756 nucleotides long. RefSeq names its product pyridoxamine 5'-phosphate oxidase. The transcript is spliced from 3 exons. The record is from RefSeq and is a predicted model, not a curated record. Gene Ontology annotation, molecular function: FMN binding; pyridoxamine phosphate oxidase activity. Lineage: Eukaryota; Fungi; Basidiomycota; Exobasidiomycetes; Microstromatales; Microstromataceae. Gene Ontology annotation, biological process: pyridoxine biosynthetic process. Bases 1 to 756 code for a protein of 251 amino acids.